AAGACAGCGUAUCGGCGUUUCAAUUCAAUUAGAGCUAGCUGCAAUGGCUAUUCCGUAACUGUGUGAUGUGUGCAUGUGAAAUUCGCUGUACACGAUUUAUAUGCUGCGCUUACCCUGUGAAGACCUAUCUGGAGAUGUGUUGCUAGUGCUUGUGAUCGACUUGGAAUGGAAUAUUUAUCCCUGGAAUUUUAGGCCAGAUUGGCCAAUUUGACGAACAGGAAUUCAAGAAAAUAUGCGACACAGAACUUCUUUACAAAUAUUUUCAUUAUGGACAAUGACAUUCUUGAUGCCAAUUUUGGUCGAUGGAAAUACGAUUUCUGCGCGAUGCCAUUCGACGUGCCUUAGUGCACAUGUCACAUCAUCGGCGCUACAUACGAAUAGUUUAUUAGAAGAAUGUACACAUAAUAUUAAUUGUUCAUCAUGUAUAUAUCCUUGCAAAAAAUAUCAUAAAUCGUUGGAUACGUGCAAAGCAAAGUGCCAGACCCAAGCGGAAGCUGUAUCAGCUCCUGAUAUAUGUAUUUCAUCAUGUAAUUUUAUAAAGUAUAUAAAGAAUGCAAAAAUUGGUGCAUGCCCGUCAACAUUUGGUGGUUUCGCUGAAGCCUGCGUUAACGAGUGCGAUGAUGAUCAGGGCUGCAAAGGGGAGAAGAAGUGCUGUAACAACGGCUGUGGACGUACUUGCCAAGUUCCAAACAUCAGGAGGAAGGAUUAUCCUGCACGGGUGGAAAGAAGAUGGGCUACCAUAACAGAGAACGAGGAAGGUGACUCGGCGACGGUCAGGUGGAGACCGGUGCCCAACCUUACAGACAGUGGGAUCGUGCUCUACGCCAUUCAAGCGAAAAACCUAUCGCAAACGAGAAGUCAGGUCUCGUGGUAUGACGUUGGAGUGACGGAAGAGACGGACAUCCGAGUACCUCUUCAGGUCGGCCGUGACUACCAAUUUAGAAUUGCAAGUGUCAACGAGAAUGGGACUUUGGGUUACUUCAGACCAACCGUAGAGUUCUGCUUGUCAAAGGAGCCUGAGAGACCAAGUCCGCCCUUCUCUAUUGUGACCGGUCCGGUUCAGAUCAUCAAUGAGAAGAUCCACAUGACGUUGUACUGGAGCCCACCUAGAUACAGUGACCUACCUAUCUCAAGGUAUAGGGUAUUCUAUAGUGAAAGGAGAGCCGUCACACCGUCCAUAAUAGCAGUCAAGGAGCACCGUCUAGACGUAUCUGGGAGUGAAACCACCUGUAUCUUGCCCGAUCUUCUCCCCGGUAUGAAGUACUUUGUCCAGGUCAAAGCAAUCGCUAGAUAUCGCGACAAUCGUCUCAGCAGCGAUAGAGAGUCCACCUACAUCUAUACGCCCACUCCUGCAUCCAAUGUUUGUCACUUCUGUACUUUCUACUGGAGGCAAUGUUGUAGAGACGGCACUGGAGGAAAGCUAACACAGACCUACGUGCAUCCGAAGGUAACGGCGCCCUCUGGUAAGAUGCCCGGCCCUCCUGGAGACCUCACCCACAACUCCCCGUACUGGGACAAUGGCACUCUGAAGGUUCGCCUGACAUGGCAGAAACCCAAAGGUUUUGAGCUGACCAUAGAUCGGUUCACUAUUCAUUGGGAAGCGACGGUCUGUUCAUCAGAGAGUGGACAGGAGGAAGGAGAGGCUACAAGCUAUGGCUUUUUAAGCAAUGACAUUUAUACGCCUUAUCGUCAGAAAGCAGCGACCACACACGACACAUCAUUCGAGCUGUAUGAUCUAUCAUUUGACUGUACGUAUGAAGUCUGGGUGAGACCGGUUUAUGACCAUGGUUGGGGUCCGUUUGAUUCAACCAUCCAGAUCUUGACCCCUCCCUGUACAGAGGUCAUCUCCAGAGGGCCAAGGCCAACCUGUCCUACACCAAUACCUGAUAUCCCAAGCGCUCCCAUCAACAUGUCCUACACCUACGGUAUCGGGGAGACCGUGAGUGCUAACUUCACCUGGGCCCCUCCGACCCGGUCCCAGUAUCCUCUCAGUGGAUACCGGAUCUACUGGGCCAAAGUCAAACCAUCGUCGGGACUACCCCAUGCAGCACUACCCACCAUUGAGAGAGAAGAGUUUAUAUCAACAUUGCUCAGGGAGACUCAAAGAUGGUAUGUGAUCAGAAACUUGACGGCCGGAGCGAGAUACGUUGUAAAACUACAAGCGCUAUCGAGCAUUGGAGGCGGAGCUAACGUGGCCGUUGACAUCCAGACUCCUGAUAUUAAAAUCAAAAUUAAUACAGUAUUACCCAGUGAGGAUCCACAUACAUCAGAUCCUAACCUCAUUGAAGAGCCUUCCAGACCACAAGGAAACAGUGCAGCUGAAAGACUGGUUGGCUCCUAUCUCAUCCUCACUCUCCUCACGAUACUCUGCUUAUGUCAUGUCAUCCAAAGAUGAUAGUCCCCCGAGAAAGGAUAACAUUCAAGCAUUAUUUUUUUUCUCUCUCUCUCAUAUUUUACAAGUGUUGCCUUUUUUGUUGUUGUAGCACUACUGAAAUGUCUAAACAGUAUUUAUUAUAUAUGAUCAGAUAGAUCAGCUCUUCUCUGUACAAAGAAAUUUUUUCACUGUAAAGUUAUCUUUUAUUUAAUUUGUAUUCAUAUACAUUCAUGUACUUAUAAAUAUUUUUUGCAGGAAAAAAUAUGUGAUGCAAAAGAGAAAAAGUUAUGACCAUUGACGACAUUACAGAUCCGGGGAGGAAGUUUAGAAUCAGAUUUCUUGGUUUUUGUUUUUUGAUAAAUCGGCUGAAAAGACAAAUUCAGGAAUCUGCUAAGAAAAGUGCUUGAUUGUCAUCACUUUGACAUUCGAGAAUCAAACAACCUAUCAACAUAUGAACUCGGUUUUGAACAAUGCAAAAUAUUGUUCUUUGAAUCAUUAAAAGACAACAUUAAGGGUAUCGAUAAAGAAUUUAUUUUCUCUCAAAUGUCAGAUUUGUGACUGGCAGCGUGACAAUCGUGUUUUUGUUAUUUAAAUUCAUUAUGUAUGUUACUACCCUCAUAUGGUUUAUGCUUGUAAAGUCACUGCCAUUAUUAUAUAUUCUGUGAUAGACAUAAAAUGUCUUUAUUAUCGAGUAUGGAUCGUGAUGUAUGUAUGCACACUUUAUGUUUAAAUUGUCACCAGUUUUGGAAGAUGUCCCUUUUCAUGUUUUUUCUGUCCUCUUUCUUUCCCUGUACUGUCUAUUUCUCCCCCCCCCCCCCAAUCUCUCACUAUACUCUUUAUUUUCCUUGAACUAUCAUUUUUGGUUGCCCCCAACCCUUCCCCUCUCUUUAUCUCUCGUUUUCGCCUCCUCUCAACACCCCCCGCUCUCAAGUAUUUGAUCUUUUCUUUAUACAAUUUAUUAUUUCACCCUCUCUCUCUCUCUUUUGUCUUAUCUUUUCUAUACUAUUACCAUCUUUAUCAGGAGUCUGAAAGUAUUAGCUCAUAUGGGUUAACAGUUGACAUCUUUCUUGCUCUGAAUGCAGUAAUGUCUAUUUACUCUCUUUUCAAAGUUAGAUUGAUCCUGAUAUGUGAUUAUCAAUGUCUAUCUUGCUUCAUGUCAAAUCAAUUAUGUGAUUCAUACAUGUAUAUGAUAUAUUAUGUGAAAUUUUGACUUGUAUACAUGUAUUUAUUUAGCCCACUAAUAAGAUAUAUGACUUGAUGGCAAAUGUGAUG
Lytechinus variegatus (green sea urchin) is the source of this 3646-nucleotide messenger RNA. It is a transcript of the gene anos1, whose product is annotated as anosmin-1-like. The record is from RefSeq and is a predicted model, not a curated record. The transcript has 15 exons. Bases 233 to 2395 code for a protein of 720 amino acids. Gene Ontology annotation, molecular function: peptidase inhibitor activity; protein binding. Gene Ontology annotation, cellular component: cell surface; extracellular region. Gene Ontology annotation, biological process: neuron differentiation. Lineage: Eukaryota; Metazoa; Echinodermata; Echinoidea; Temnopleuroida; Toxopneustidae.